AUAAGAAAUGUUGCUUCUUUUUUUUCUUUUUUAUUUCCCAACUUCUAGGUAAAUUGCAAAAUCAUGCUUUGAGUUCUGUGCUUUAGUAGUAGAUUGGAUCUCCAAAGCAACAGCUGCAACUGUCAUCUUAAGAUUUUUCUUUUUCUUUUAUAUUUGCUGAAAAAUAAGAUGUGGAUAUUAAAACAUGUAAUCCCCAUUUCAGACUCCUGGGUCCAAAAGAGCAUUAGAAACAAUGGAGUCAACAUUUGAAGCUUUACAUUAUAUUGAAGAAACUAACAAAGUUGGUCAGUAAACUCCUGGGAUUAUUAGGGAUCACUGGCUUAGGUAUAAUAGGAAGUGCAUUUCUCAACUUCUCAAAUUCUCUCUCUGGUAAAAACCAAAAAAAGGAAAAAAUAAGGCCUAAUUAUGUUGAUUAAUCGAAAAGAUACAGGUUAAAGGGGGGAAAAGAAAAAAAGAAAGACUACCCGCAAAACUUAUGGUCUGUCAUGUGUGUCUGCAAAAGGAAAAGAAAGAAAAAGAGGAAAAGAAAAGAAACGGAAGGUGGAGUCUGAUUAAAAAGAAGAAUCAUGCUUCUGUCGUAAGAAACUUCUGAAAUAAUCAAUUACUCAAGCUUGUAUGACGGCUUUCUUUAUUUUUGUUCCAUGUUUCAGAUUUAGCACCGGACAGAAUGACUUUAAAAUAAUUCAAUUUUUCAUAUUAUUUUCAGAAAAAAAAAAAUAUGUAUAUAUAUAUAUUACCACUGUACAGAGCAAAUUUGUAAAUGAUCAUCCAUAUAUCGCAUGCAAAAGAGUACGUUAUAAAUUAACAUUUUUUUUCCUCUUUUUAAAUUUCUGCUUUGUCCAGUAAAGGGAUAAUUAUACAAGAGAAGAAGAAAGAACAAGCAGAGGCAAGGUAACCAUUCAAUGACAAUGCAUUAAUACAAUGCCUAAAAAUAAACCUCUUACAAUGUUGCAUACUGAGCUGCCCAAAUACAACUCUUCUCAACCUCCAAAAUGCAACAGAAAAAAACGGUUCCUUAUCAAGAACAAGCUGUAGAAACCGAAUAUGCAUGCGUGCAAUCUGCCUUUCUAAUUCAGACCAGAAUAACAAUAAACACAAACAAGAAUCUCUCUCCCUCAAUAAGAAAGGGAGAGAAUUCCUUUUGUUUAUACCUCUACUCUUUAUUUCAAGAUUUUUACACAAAUGGGUUGUGGAGAAUCAAAACAUGCUGUUGCCACAGCAAAUAGUACCAUCACCAGGAAAAAAUCCAAAGAUAUAAUAGAAACUGUUAAUGAAACAAGCCAGAACGGGAACAAGCAUGGCAGUGUUGAAGUGAAGGACAUUGCUGAGGAUAAAGAAUUGAAAGGGAAUAACGUUAAAGAAGCAGAAGCAGGGAGAUUGAUUUCGAAAGAAUCACCUAAUCGGUACUUUUCAUCAAGGAAAGAUGAGGAUGUGGAAGGAUUUGCAUCUGAGAAGUCCGAAUAUUUUUCUCCGCGCCUUGGAUCAGGAAAGGAGAGCUCGUUCAAUGAUUGUGUUAAAUCAGAUGAUGUUGCAGGUGAAGCAUUGUUCCAGGAAAGAAAACAAGAAACGGAAAAUGGAGAGAGUGCAAUCGUGAAGGAAGAGAAUAUGACCAAGGAAGCAGAAACAGGUACAAGUAUUGUAUCAGAAGUUCCCACUCCUGAUGGAGAGAAGAAGCAGAAUGCUGGGAAGGAGAAGCUGGCAGUUCCACCGAGCUAGGAUCUGAAGGCAAACCUCAAGGAAAUAUUAGAAAGACAUGAAGCUUGUCUUGCUCAUAUUUGCUUAUCAAAUUUAUGGCAGCAGAUUGUUUAUUCAAAUGUAAUUUAUCCUGCGGACAGCAAUUUAUGGAUGAGUUAAGAGCCAAAAUUUAAUUGA
Molecule: messenger RNA, 1872 nt
Organism: Ricinus communis (castor bean)
Lineage: Eukaryota; Viridiplantae; Streptophyta; Magnoliopsida; Malpighiales; Euphorbiaceae
Exons: 3
Coding region: 1183-1716 (177 amino acids)
Source: RefSeq, a predicted model, not a curated record